AUGAAGUUCGCAAAUACGUUAGCGGCGCUGUUCCUCAUUUCGCAGGCGUCGGCGCUCGCGCAUCCACAACCGAUUCCUGAUGAUUUAGUCCUCGAACGCGAUCAGUUCGACGAGCGCACAUUUGAGGAAUUCAUCGACGAGGAGGCACAUGAGCUGUACAAGCGUAAAGGAGGAGGAGGUGGCGGCGGUAAAGGUGGUGGAAGUUCGUCGUCCGGGUCCAGCGGAGGUUCCAGCUCGGGCAGUUCAGGCAGUUCUGGAAGUAGUUCUGGAAGCAGAGGUGGCUCUGGUUCAACGUACGUAUCUUCACUUUCUGAAAGAAGUGGAUAUGGUUCCGAGGAGAGUUGUCGUGGAGUGGCGGUUGGAGUUGGAAGUAGUACUUCGUCGCGAACGUCAUAUGGUUCAUCAGAGGGCGCUGGGGCAGCAGGCACUGAUGAGAGUAUGACGGGCGCUGCAAUCGGCGCGCCUAGGUUCGCACCGCACGAGAAGGAGACCAAUGGACUGGUGGCGAGAAUAUUAGUUCCAUUCUCUUUAUUGUUCAGCAGUGCUUCGAUGAUUUCGGGUUCAAAAGGCAGUGGUAGUAAAUCUGGAACCAAUACUAACACAAAAUCUAGUUCCACUGGCAGAGGUUCAUCAAGUUCCAACGCUGGAGGCACCACAAAAACAGGAUCUGGACCCGCGCGAAGUUUCGGUGGUGGUAGAUUUUACGGCGGUGGAGCAGCCGCACCAUAUACCGCAGGUCAAAGAUCACCUGGGUCAAAGAUCCUCCCUCUCGCAGUGGGAGUCGGAGUCGGUGGAGCUCUUGGAGUAGCUGCCAUCGCGGCCUACCCAGGACACUGGCCUUAUGGAUUCUACAACUACCCGUACGCACAUCCAUAUGGAUUCUACAACCGCACAGGACGCAGAAACCGGACAGCGACAUCUACCUCCUCAUCCGCAACAGCCACCCCAACAGUAGUAGGCCGCUCAUUCCAACUUUACCAACGACAAGAAGAGGGAGCGCAAGAAUCGAAACCAGUCCAAUGUCUUUGCGACCCAUACUUGGUCUGUGGAUGUGAUGACCCAGGAGACAACACGUUCCUUGAUAGCUUGAUCGGUGACGGCACUUACGCCAACUUGAACCAGAGCGUCGUAACAGUCGCAGACAUCAACGGCACCUCAACCAUCAUCCUCAACGGCACUCUUCCAAACGGCACCACCGCCAGCGGAGGAACCGAAGACGCCAUCACCUCCACCUCAGCAGCCACCCUCCUCAGCUCCUCAGGCUACCUCAUCAUGGUCGCCCUCGUAGGCUGCACCGCCUUCAUGAUCUAA
Messenger RNA from Glarea lozoyensis ATCC 20868, 1311 nucleotides. RefSeq lists its product as uncharacterized. Lineage: Eukaryota; Fungi; Ascomycota; Leotiomycetes; Helotiales; Helotiaceae. The coding region runs from base 1 to 1311 and encodes 436 amino acids. The transcript has a single exon. The record is from RefSeq and is a predicted model, not a curated record.